Molecule: messenger RNA, 5848 nt
Organism: Solanum pennellii
Lineage: Eukaryota; Viridiplantae; Streptophyta; Magnoliopsida; Solanales; Solanaceae
Product: DDT domain-containing protein PTM
Exons: 9
Coding region: 234-5411 (1725 amino acids)
Source: RefSeq, a predicted model, not a curated record
CUGCCAAAUGCCAAUACAUUCAAACUUCUUUGCAUUUUCUAGAGAAAGAAACACAGUUCAACCAAUUUUCUCUCUCUAAAUAUACACAUAUAUAUAUACGUAAUCCACAUAUAUAGAGAGAGAAACAGAGUCCCCUUUUUCUCUCUUCUCACUAUAAUAAAAGCUGGGGUUUUGUCCUAGAGAAGAUCGCUUCUGGCGGACAAUUAACCUAAAACCCUAGAAUUUGGGGGAAAAUGGGGGACUAUGUAGGAAGAACAGUCAGCAAAGAAGUUCAAGGGGUUGGAACAUUUAAUGGUACUGUCAAAUCAUACAAUUCUGAAACUGGGUUUUUUGAGAUCGUUUAUGAUUCCGGUGAUUCCGAGGUUCUUGAUUUGUCCCAACUCAAUUGUUUGUUGAAUGGAUCACAUCCACAUGAGCAUCAGCAGCAGCAGCAGGAGCCUGUUCCUUCUUCUACUGUUGGUCGAAAACCCAAAAAAAGGCAACGUCUUGCUAAACAGCAGGUUCAGGAGUAUAAGGAGAAAAGUCAUUCAGGUAAUGAUGAUGUUGCUGAUGAAAUGAAUUAUGAAAAUUCUAGUGAUUUAAACUUAAAUUUGAGAAAAGGGGGUGGUAAUUUAAGUAAUGGGUUGAAUUUGGAUUUGAAUUAUGAUGUGACAGUUAAUUUGAACGAGGAUGAUGUUGAUGGGGUAGUUGAUUUGAAUAGGAGUCAAGGGUUGAUAUUGGAUUUGAACAUUGAGCAGAAUAUGGGUGUAAAUGAAGUUAAGUUGGAAAAUUUGGAGGGAAGCUUGAAUAGAAGCAAUGUGAUUGAUUUGAAUGUGGAUGCAAAUGGGGAUGUAGGUCAUGUCUUGGAGGAUGUAGGGAUAAAGAACUGUUUUGACUUGAAUUUAGGGCUAGAUGAUGUAAGUAAGAACAUAAAUGUUGGUGGUGGUGAUGAGACGUCAAAGGAAAUGACUUGCUGUUCCGGAGAAGGAGGAACCCAGGAGAAAGAGGGUAGUAGAGAUAAUGAGAGAAUUGAUGGCGGAGAUGAAGAGAAGGUCCCAAUGAAUUUGGAGACAUGUUUGACUGAGAAUGAGUCAGCAAAUGGCACUCUACGGGAAGUUGAUGUUCAGUUGACAACACCUGAUAAGGGUACUGAUGGGUUGGAAGUGCAAAAUGGUGUUUUGGAGAGCUUGCCGAAGGGGAAAAGGGGUAGGAAGAAGAGGAAGCUCUUGGAUGCUGGCAAAGGUGUUACAGAGACAGUGUUGAGAAGAAGUGCUCGCAGAGCGAAAAUAGAAUCCGGUUCUGCUGAAGAUCGUGUUUCUUGUGCAGUAGUGUCUGAUGCAGCGAGUGACCCACUGUUGUCUCCUGCACUUAGUGUGGUAUCAGAGGAGAAAAUUAUUGUAUCAGGUCGUGAAGAGUCUGAAAAAUCUGAUACUAUUCCUCCAAAGAUGGAUUUGCCUCCUUCUUCCAGUAGUUUAGAUUUGGAUGCUCUUCCUGUGCUUGAUGUCUUCUCUGUCUAUUCAUUUUUGAGAUCGUUUAGUACUUUAUUAUUCUUGAGCCCCUUUGAGUUGGAAGACUUUGUAGCAUGCAUAAAGGCAAAUGCUCCUACUUUGUUGUUUGACUCUAUUCAUUUCUCUCUAUUGCAAAUACUGAGGAAGCAUUUGAAAUCUCUUUCAGAUGAAAGUUCUGAAUCUGCAUCUGGUUGUCUCAGGUCUCUUAACUGGGAUUUGCUGGACCUGAUCACAUGGCCUAUCUUUAUGGUUGAAUAUCUACUACUACAUGGAUCUGAACUGAAACCAAGUUUUGAUCUCCGUCAUUUUAAACUAUUCGAGAGGGAUUACUACAAGCAACCAGCUUCUUUGAAGAUUGAAAUGCUUAGGUGUCUUUGUGAUGACGUGAUUGAAGUAGAGGCCAUACAAUCAGAGCUUAACAGAAGAAUUGUAGCAGCAGAGAAUAUGGAUUUUGAUCGGAAUUCGAAGUCUGACAGUUCCAAGAAGAGGAGGGCUUCCAUGUCUGUUGCUGUAGGUUCAUGCUUUAGUGAAGCAGUCGAUGAGUCAACAGACUGGAAUAGUGACGAAUGCUGCCUCUGCAAAAUGGAUGGUAGCUUAAUAUGCUGUGAUGGCUGCCCUUCUGCAUACCAUUCCAAGUGCGUUGGUGUUGCUAGUAGUCACUUGCCUGAGGGUGAUUGGUAUUGCCCUGAAUGUCUGAUUGACAAAAAGAAUCCGCGGUUGAAUUUGGCAAAAUCAAUUCGAGGGGCAGAGGUAUUGGCAACUGAUCUGUACGGCCGGCUAUACUAUAGUUGCUGUGAUUACCUAUUGGUGUCAGAUCCAUGCGAAGACGAGUUCUCACCUAAGUAUUACCACAGAAAUGAUUUGGCUCUGGUUAUUGGGAUGAUGAAGUCAUCACAAAAGGUUUAUGGAACUGUGUUAAGUGCGAUUAUGAAGCUUUGGGAUACAAAUAGUAUGGCUGCGGGUGCAAAAUGUGAUCCGGAUACCCAGCAGAAAACUAUGCCCUCAAAUUUUCUGUCAUUAAUUCUAUCGCAACAUGAAGAGAAGGUAAAUGAAGGAAAGCAAGCGGAAAAGCUCUCAUCAUGUUCUGAUGAUGUGGGAUAUGAUGAAUCGGAGACAGUUGACCCAUCAAUGAAAAUGGGAAAUAUACUGCCAGGGUCGGAAGGAUCAGCUGAAAUAUCUCAGGUUGUUGCAGACAAUCAAAAUUACAAGGAGGGUGGAACUUUUGAAGAUUCUAAUCUUACCGCCAAAAUUAAGGAGACUAGAAGACCUCUCAGGGAAAGAAAGGGCAAUGAGUCUGUGGACUUGGGGCUGUCAACAACGAGCAACAAAGAAAUCAUGUCAGAAGAGCAGUAUGCAGAAAGUUAUGUGAACUUUUAUAGCUUUGCUCGAAUAGCAUCAUCAGUUGUUGAAGAGUUAACAAAGAAAUCACCUGGUAAGACUGGUGAAGAUGCUAAAAAAACGGUGGAUGAAAUAAUCUCAGCGCAGCUGAAGGCCAUAUCUAGCAAAUCUAUUGAUUUUUGCUGGCCCAAUGUUCAGAAUAUGAAGAUUGAUGCUAGGAAAGAAGAUUGUGGGUGGUGCAUCUCUUGCAAAGUUCCGGAGUGUGAGAAGGACUGCUUGUUCAUCCAGAAUAGCACAGGACCUGCUCCAGAAAGUUUUUCUAGUGAUGCAUUGGGUGUUCAUUCCAGGAGGAACAGGGAAAGCCAUCUUGUUAAUGUCCUUUGCUACAUAUUGAGCACUGAGGAUCGUCUUCAUGGACUUCUGUCAGGUCCUUGGUUGAAUCCACAGCACUCCCAAAAUUGGCGCAAAGAUGUUACUGAAGCACAUGAUAUAGAUACACUGAGAGCUUUUUUGCUUACAUUAGAGUCGAACUUGCGGCCUCUAGCACUUACCCCUGAUUGGCUGAAGCAUGUGGAUUCUUUAGCCAAAAUGGGCUCUGGGCAUCAUAUCAUUAUCAAUUCAUCACGCGUUAGACACGGAAUUGGCAAAAAGAAGGCUAGGCAUUUGGAGCCGGAGGUGAAUCCAUCUUCAAAUGCUGGAAGUGGUUUGAGCUUGUUUUGGUGGAGGGGGGGAAGGCUAUCUCGUCGACUAUUCAACUGGAAGCUAUUGCCCCAAUCAUUGGCGCGCAAAGCUGCCCGACAAGGUGGAUGUAAGAAGAUACCAGACAUGUUAUAUCCGGACAAUUCAGACUUUGCCAAGAGAAAUAAGUGCAUAGCUUGGAGGGCUGCUGUUGAAACUUCAAGAACCGUGGAGCAACUUGCUCUCCAGGUUAGAGAUCUUGAUGCUCAUAUUAGAUGGGAUGAUAUUGGAAACACCAAUAUCCUUGCAAUUAUAGACAAGGAAUUUCAAAAAGCUGUCAGAUCAUUCAAGAAAGCUACUGUACGCAAGAAAAGCUCGGAAGGAUCUGUAGUUAAGUAUCUUCUUGAUUUUGGUAAAAGAAGAUUCUUGCCAGACAUUGUUGUUCGAUGUGGAACCGUACCAGAAGAGGCGUCAACUGAAAGAAAGAGAUAUUGGUUAGAAGAAGCUCACAUGCCCUUGCAUCUUGUGAAAGGAUUUGAGGAGAAAAGAAUUGCUCGCAAAUCUAGCAAGAUAACUGUCGGGAAACAUCGUGAAACCAAGAGAAUAAUGAAAAAGCCUCUCAAGGAAAAGGGGUUUGCAUACCUUUUCCUUAAAGCAGAGAGAUCAGAGUAUUAUCAGUGUGGGCAUUGUAACAAAGAUGUCCUAAUUAGGGAAGCUGUUAGCUGUCAGUACUGCAAAGGUUUCUUCCAUAAACGACAUGUUAGAAAGUCCUCUGGAGUUGUUGCUGCUGAGUUUAAACAUACAUGUCACAAGUGUAUGGAUGUGAAUAAUUUGAGGAAGAAUGUGAAGAGGGGGAGGAUAGAGAUGCAGAAGAGUGAGGAAGCAUCAAAAGCCUUGAGGCCGCUGCGCUUAAAGGUUAUAUCUGGAGGCACCAAAAAUAAACAGCCAGCACAGUCGCCAAGUAGCAAAAAGAAGCCUGUGGUUAUACCCCUCAGACGUUCUGCAAGGAGGGCUAAAUUUGUAGUUGUGCAAAACAAAAAAAUUGGACGCAAGAAAGGUAAACAAACAAAAUCUGGAAGGGGGAGGGGUAGGCCUAGGAAACAUGCAAAAGUUGACAUAUCAGAGAAAAAGAAACCAGCAGAAGUCGCUUGGCGGAGGAAGAGAAUGCAGUUAUGUCGGAUUUACUGGCUGAAUGGUCUAUUGCUCUCACAAAAGCCAAAAGAUGAAAGAGUGACACUCUUCAGGAGUAAAAAGCUUCUUGUUCUUUCUGGAGAAUUGGGCGGCGCAGCUGAUCAGCCAAAGUGCAGUCUUUGUGGUGAACUAGAAUAUACACCUACUUCAAAUUACAUUGCAUGUGAAGUUUGUGGAGACUGGUUCCAUGGAGAUGCUUUCGGUCUUACAGCUGAAAGAAUUACUAAGGUAAUUGGAUUCAAGUGCCACGAAUGUCGGCGAAGGACCCCUCCUUUUUGUGCUCAUUUGCAUGCGACCAAUAGCAAGGGUAAGCAGGUUAUGUUGGAGAGUACAGAGUGUAAAUCUGCAGAUGAAACAUUUGACAUUGAAUCUCUCUCAACUAAGGGACCACUAGAACAGAAAUCUCAUUUGAAUGAUGAAUCAGGAUCUUGUUUUACUGGUGAUAAUGGUGAAAAGUGUCCGCAAGGGACUCCUCUUGACUCAUGCCAUGCAGAGAAUGGAAGUUUGCCUAUUAUUAGUUCAGAGCAGAGAAAAACUACUGAUAGCUGUAGCGAGAUGGACAUUGUACUUCCAGAGGAACCGGGCUUAUUGAAUGACAAUGUCAAUGCUAUCAAGGAGGAGGAUCAGAGAGUGUCGAAUGAGUUGUUGACAUCUAAUGACAGCUCCUUGCUGAAUGAUGACGCUAUAGAGUUGAAUCCGAGGGAAGACAUGGAGUAAAUACAAUCAUUGUGACAGGAUGUACAUUAUCCAAGUCUGGAAUGGAUUUGACAGAAACAGGAUUACCUUUAUUAACAAAUGAUCAACAGAGGGAGGAAUGGUAAAGCAAUGGUCGUUCCCACCUGUGGUAGAUAGAGCUAUUUUUGACGGAAUUGAAUUGUUGUCGGAGGAAAUUUUAGUUUCAGAUCAAUUUGUAGGUGUAAUUGGAGGGGGGGAAAUUAGACAAGUGUUGAUUGUGUUAAUUAAUCAACCUGAUUUAGAAAAACUUUACUUUGCCUUUUCGUAGCGUAAUUAUAGGAAUAGAAUAUUUAUCUUUGUUGGAAUUGAUCGUCUUUCCUUGCUUGCUUACUUAGGUUUAACUUGUAUACACAGCCCUUUGCAUUCAUUUGGGAUGUAAAGACAUUGAAAUACAAAGAAGUCUUCCUUCUUUAGAGUCA